UUUCCCGUCGGCAUCCAGUUCUUAUAAGUACAUCCAACCAUGUGGUGCACGCUGGAAACGGCCCUUCGGUGAACCAACGUGGACAGUGAAGGAUUUUUUCAACAUUAUUCGUUAAAUUCAGCGUCGGCAGAGCUUCAGUGUCUCCAUGUUUACUUCCGCCUGGAUUUAAUAACUCGACUCCUCGACGCGACUGAAAGAUGGGGAAGGUCGCUAAGAAGAGGAGCCUUGCUGACAAGGUCCGAAAGACCAAGACCUCUAGUGAGAUCAAAAACAACCCGUUUGAGGUGAAAAUCAACAGGAAGAAGUUUGAGGUCCUGGGGAGAAAAACCAAACAUGACGUGGGUCUGCCCGGUGUGUCUCGAUCCAAAGCCAACACGAAGAGAAAAGAGACCCUCCUGAAGGAAUACAAACAGAAGAACAAGUGCAGCAAAUUCAUUGACAGGCGCUUUGGAGAGUAUGACACCAACAUGGCACCAGAAGACAAAAUCCUGCAGAGGUUCGCAAUGGAGAGACAGCGUGGCCAUGAUAAGAAGGAUAUGUUCAACCUGAACGAGGAGGAAGAGUUGACUCAUUAUGGCCAGUCACUGGCUGAAAUCGAGAAAUUCAAUGACUUGGCGAAUAGCGACGAUGAAUCGGAGGAGAAAGGACUUUUGUCAGCUGAGCUGACUGCCUCCCACUUUGGAGGAGGUGGGGGCCUCCUGCGAAGGAAAGCGUCGGGGGACCAGCAUGAGGACGAGGGAGGCCACAGGGCCAAAUCCAGGCAGGAACUCAUUGAAGAGCUCAUUCAGAAGUCCAAGCAGGAGAAGCGGCAACGGCAGGUGCAGCGAGAGGAGGCGCAGGAGCUGACUGAGAAGCUUGAUCAGGAUUGGAAGAGCAUCCAGGCGCUGAUGGUGAAGAAGACCCCCAGAGCUGAACAAGCCGACGAACCGGAGGAGAAGCCCAAGCUGGACAAGUACGACAUGAUGGUCCGAGAGCUUGGCUUCGAGAUGAAGGCUCAGCCUUCAGAGAGGAUGAAAACCCCGGAGGAGCUGGCCAGGGAGGCGAGGGAGAAGCUACAGACACUCGAGGCUGACCGUCUGAGGAGGAUGAUGGGACAGGAAGUCGGGGACAGUGUGCAGAGACAGAGCCACUUGUCUGCUGACGACCUCAACGACGGCUUCAUCCUGGAUAAAGACGACCAGAAGACCCUGGCUUAUGAGGAUGGAAAAUGGAACAUAGGAGAGGAGACCGGAGAAGAUGGGGAUGAAGAUGCAGAAGAGGGAGAGAGUGGUGAGGAGGAUGAAUCGGAGGCAGAGGAGCAAGAUGAGGAUGGAGAUGAAGAAGCAGAAGAAGAAGGAGAGGAGGAGGGGGGCAGCAGUGAAGAAGAAGAAGAAGAUGGCCACUCUGACCUGGACUCUGAGCAAGAAAGCGAGGAUGAGGGGAGACAGCAGCAGGAGGAUGAAGAGACCAGCGCCGAAGUGGAGAAGAGUCUGAGCAAAGAGGAGGUGAAGGCUCAGCAGGAGGCGGCUAAAGCGGAGCUCCCGUACACAUUCACCGCUCCAGAAAAAUACAGUGACCUGAAAGAUUUGCUCUAUGGCCACACCCCUGACAACCAGCGCCUCAUUGUGGCCAGGACUCAGAAGUGCAACCACCCUAGUUUGGCUGUAGGCAACAAGCUUAAGCUGCAGAAAAUGUUUGGCUUUCUGCUCGAGUACAUUGGAGAACUGGCCACGAGGAGUCCACCUGAGCUCACCGCCAUAAAUAAACUCAUACCAGAGUUGUAUGCUCUGUGUCAGAUGUUCCCGGACGUGGCCUGUAAAGCCUUGCAGAGCCUCCUCGGAGAUGCAGCUCACGGCCUGGAGGAGGUGCUUGAGGUCAAAGGGCAUGUUGCUUUCCCAGCCCUAGACAUGCUGAUCUAUCUGAAGGUGACAGCCCUGCUGUUUCCUACCUCGGACUUCAGACACCCAGCUACGACUCCAGCUCUGCUAUACAUUAGCCAGGCUCUCACCAAGUGUCCAGUGAGAUCAUUAAAAGACAUAACGUCAGGUUUAGUGCUGUGCUGUCUGGCAGUGGAGUACGUCUCAUUUUCAAAGCGCUUCCUUCCUGAGCUCAUCAACUUCCUGGCCGGAACUCUACACCUCGCCGUGCAGGACAAGACCUCUCUAGGUUACGCCGUGGUGCCGCCUUUUAGAACAUCGGGGAGGAACGGUGAUCUGCUGGUGUUGUCAGACGCCGAGUCCUGCAAGAACUGGAGCAAGAAAGAGCUGCCGCUGUCUGCAACCCAUCACCUGGAACUGCAAACUGACCUGGACAGAGACCAACACAGGUUGAUGUGUUUGUCUACCUGCCUGGACCUGGUGAAGCGUUGCUGCCUGCUCUACAAAGACCUCACGUCGUUUCCGCAGAUCUUCCAGCCAAUCAGAACGCUGCUUUCCAAAUAUCUUCAAGUCCAAACGUUACCAGAGCCUUUACAGGAGCUCCACAGUACGAUCCUGGAGGUCAUCAGCGCUGCCCCUGUGACCAACACUCCACUGGUGUUUGAGAAGAAGAAACCUAUUCCCCUGAAGCUGCUCACACCCAAGAUUGUUGAAGUGUUGGACUAUGGAAAGAAGCGAGGCAGCACCAAAGACGAGCGAGAGAAGGAGCGAUUGAAUCACAAAUACAAGAAGGAGUUCAAAGGCGCUUUGAGAGAGAUCAGGAAGGACUCGCGCUUCCUGGCCAGAGAGAAGCUGAAUGAAGUCAUGAACAGAGACUCGGAGAGAAAGAGGAAGGUGAAGGAGCUGUUUGGCAGCUUGGCCACUCAGGAGGGAGAGUGGAAGGCCCUGAAAAGGAGGAAGAACAGGAGGUGAAGUGUAGAAUUUCAGUCUCCACCGUCUCUUCCGGUUUGUGUGGACUUCCCCUGUCCAUUACAACCUAAACUUGGAACUGUAUACAUCCUUUUAUUUUUUUUUUAUCAUGGGGAAAAAUUCCACUUCUUGUGACUACAAUAUUCUGUAGAAGGCAUUUGAUGUGAUUGUGAAUACAGUUGUCAGUAUCAAUCAACAAAACAGUGAAUAUUUGGUCCAUUCGCCCUUUUUUUCCCACCAUAAUCCAUCACAACAAUGUGCUGCACAGGAAAAAUAAAUAUCUUUAUCUUUUAA
Messenger RNA from Scophthalmus maximus (turbot), 3119 nucleotides. RefSeq names its product NOP14 nucleolar protein homolog (yeast) (gene nop14). The coding region runs from base 198 to 2828 and encodes 876 amino acids. Lineage: Eukaryota; Metazoa; Chordata; Actinopteri; Pleuronectiformes; Scophthalmidae. The record is from RefSeq and is a predicted model, not a curated record. Gene Ontology annotation, cellular component: nucleolus; small-subunit processome; Noc4p-Nop14p complex. The transcript has 19 exons. Gene Ontology annotation, biological process: maturation of SSU-rRNA.